Odobenus rosmarus divergens (Pacific walrus) is the source of this 1666-nucleotide messenger RNA. RefSeq names its product ferredoxin 1-like (gene FDX2). Gene Ontology annotation, cellular component: mitochondrion. NCBI's taxonomy places the organism in Eukaryota, Metazoa, Chordata, Mammalia, Carnivora, Odobenidae. The record is from RefSeq and is a predicted model, not a curated record. The transcript has 5 exons. Gene Ontology annotation, biological process: positive regulation of oxidoreductase activity; P450-containing electron transport chain. Bases 859 to 1419 code for a protein of 186 amino acids. Gene Ontology annotation, molecular function: 2 iron, 2 sulfur cluster binding.
CCUCGCCUUCUGAUGCCUUAAAGCUGGGUCCCAGGCCCUGCGGUCAGAGCCUCUUAGAUGCCGAGCUCUGGAAGCUUGACUCAGGACCAAAUGGCUCUGGCCUGGGGAUUGGGCCCCUCUACCCAGGGUCCCCACUCUGAAGACAGUAGAAGGCCAAAGCCUUGGUCUUGGCAAACCAACCCCAUCAUCCCUCCUACCCAGGCCUAUGUGCAGAGACGGGUUUUCUCUGCCAGCUUAAACCAGUCCUGCUGUCAGUCUGUGGGAGUCCGGUUAUUGUGCAUCUCACUGAGCCUCUGCUCUCUCCGCCCGCCCGCCCCCAUGUUGAAGAUGAGCUCCACCUCUCCAGCCCCAGGCUAGAUCACCUGGAGCUGGCCUCCUAUUGGCCCAGUGCCCAGUCCAGCAACUUCAUGCGGAUAAGCUCUGCCCCUGCCCACCAGCAGGACCUGUCGGCCUGAGGAGAUCCUGGGCCCUUCCCCUGGCCGGUUGGGCCACCAGCUUCCCUCCCCUGACUCGGGGCGGGGGUCCACAUCCACUCCAGGGGGGUGUCGUCUCCCCAGUCCUCUCUCACAGACCUUCCUUUGCUGAAUUAAAGUUUGUAAGUAAAUGGUUUUAAAGAAAGCAGAGCUGGCUGGUUCUUGGGACAAACAGUGGGCUUGGGUGGGUAGUCGGGGAUGGCGCCGCAGGUCUUUCGUGUGUGGGUGAGCCAGCAUGGUUCCCUGGCGCUCUGGCAGCCCCUUCCUGGAGUCCUUCCUCGCAGGCUUCCCACUCAAACGGUAGUGCUCAGUGCUCGUAUUUGGGCAAUUACGGGCCCUUUGGUCGCGUGGCUGCCACUGGGCAUGCCCAGGUCCGGGUCACGUGAUGCCUGUCAUGGCCGCCUCCGUGCCCCGGGGAGGCGUGACUGCUGGGUUUCUCCUGCGGGCGGCCGGUGGAGCCUGGUGGAGCCGGCCUGGGGGCUCUCGGGGGUCGGGGGAGGCGGCGGCGCCAGUGACAGCCAGAAGAUUCCGAGCAACAGGCUCGCGCCCGGCGGGGGAAGAAGAAGCUGGCGGCCCCGAGCGGCCCGGGGACGUGGUGAACGUGGUGUUCGUAGACCGGUCAGGCCAACGGAUUCCGGUGAGCGGCAGAGUGGGGGACAAUGUUCUCCAUCUGGCCCAGCGCCAUGGAGUGGACCUGGAAGGGGCCUGUGAAGCUUCCCUGGCGUGCUCUACCUGCCACGUGUACGUGAGCGAGGACCACCUGGACCUUCUGCCUCCUCCCACUGAGAGGGAGGACGACAUGCUGGACAUGGCCCCCCUUCUUCAGGAGAACUCCCGGCUGGGCUGCCAAAUCGUGCUGACUCCUGAGCUGGAAGGGGCCGAAUUCACGCUGCCAAAAAUCACCAGGAACUUCUACGUGGACGGCCAUGUCCCCAAGCCCCACUGACACCCCGGGCACCCGCGGCCUCGCGGCCGGGACUGGAGGAAUAGCCAAGUUGCCAGCCCAGCCCAGAGCAUGGGCAAGCCCGAGAGAGAUGUUGGAAGCAACCAGAAGGCCAGAGCCCCUGCCUCGGAGAGAUCCCAUGUCCAGGCUCUGGUUUGGGAGGCCGAGGGGGACCCAGCCCUGCCGGGGCGGCCUCCCCCAAACUCAGGAGAAUCAGUGUGUAGAUAGGGUGGAAUCUAACUGGAACAAC